Molecule: messenger RNA, 1689 nt
Organism: Pseudomassariella vexata
Lineage: Eukaryota; Fungi; Ascomycota; Sordariomycetes; Amphisphaeriales; Pseudomassariaceae
Product: PAP2 superfamily-domain-containing protein
Exons: 4
Coding region: 1-1689 (562 amino acids)
Cellular component (GO): endoplasmic reticulum membrane
Molecular function (GO): sphingosine-1-phosphate phosphatase activity
Source: RefSeq, a predicted model, not a curated record
AUGAAUUCUUUGCACGCCAAUGGCGCGACAACAUGCGCAAUGGCUGCGCCGUCUGAUGAAAAACCUGUAGGAGAGAAGGAGCCUGUGCCUGAUGCUGGAUUGAAGAGUCUGGACCAUUACAAACGAGCACUCCCUAAAUGGCGCUACAACUUGCGACAGAGCACCCUGCCCCUCGUGCGAUGGGAGACGCCCUACCUCGCCUGGAUGCAAGACAAGCUGCGCACACCAGCCCUCGAUAGCUACUUUGCAAUUACGGCGAACCUGGGAACGCACACCUUCUUCAUGAUUGGGCUCCCCAUCUUCUUCUGGUGUGGAUUUGCGCCGUUUGGCAAAGCACUUGUUCGUAUGCUUGCCUCGGGCGUUUUCUUCAGCGGCUUUGUUAAGGACUUCUUCUCGCUGCCACGGCCGCUGUCGCCUCCGUUACACCGAAUUACGAUGUCCGACUCCGUGGCCCUCGAGUACGGCUUCCCAUCAACGCACUCGGCCAAUGCCGUGUCUGUGGCUGUCUACGGUAUCCUGUCGUUGUAUUCUCCCGAAAACACGCUACCGCCGACUUACAAAUUCGCUCUCGAAAUCCUGGCCUACUGGUACGCGGUUAGCAUUGUAUUUGGGCGCCUCUACUGCGGCAUGCACGGUUUUUUGGACGUAAUCGUGGGCAGCCUCAUGGGCGCCGCUAUCAGUCUCGUCGAGUUUUACUAUGGAGCUGCUACGGAUGCCUACUUCCUCGAAAGGACAUUCUCCUCCAUCGUCAUGGUAGCUCUCGUCAUCAUCGUCCUCAUCCGCAUCCACCCUGAGCCCGCAGACGACUGCCCCUGCUUCGACGACAGCGUCGCCUUCGCAGGCGUCGUCGUGGGCGUGGAAAUGGGCACCUGGCACCUAGGCCGCUCCUCCUUCGGCGCUAUCCCCUUUGAUGCCGCCGCCCUAGGCUGGGCCGUCGUCAUCCUCCGCAUCGCCGUCGGUGUCCCCGCCGUCGUUGCCUGGCGCGAGGUCGCGAAACCCACCCUUCUCCGCUCCCUCCCCCACUUAUUCCGUUUCCUUGAGGUCUGGGGCGUCAACCUGCCCCGCCGCUUCUUUAUGCCCGCCUCGGAGUAUAAGAAUAUCCCGCUUCGCAUCAAGGUCGACAACGUUAUGCCUAAUGUGAGCGAUCUGCCGCGGUUCGUGAAUUCGAUUCGUAAGGGAGGGCGCGGUAGGUCCGUGUCUGUUGGCCCGCAGAGUGCAGCGGACGCGUAUGAGACGCUUGCGUAUAGGGAACGGAGGAGGAGGGAGAGUAUUGGGAGUAACGGGAGUCAUAGCUUGAGGAGCAAGAAUAGCAUUGCGGAGAUGCGGGAGUCGAGCCCAACCACCGCGAUAGACGAGCAGGGGGGCCAGAGUUCAGGGGUCAGUGGUGGAGUUGGGGGCCGGUUGAGUUAUUAUGAACGCAUGAUGGGUGAGGGUACGGUGAUUGUGGGGUCCGCUUCACCAGGUGAGGAGAAGGAUAGGCCUGAGGAUCCGGAGAUGUAUAUUGGGAGGCAGGAUGAGCUUGGGGAACGAGAGGUUUUCUCCAAGUUGGUUAGGCCCAGGGUUCGGUAUGAUGUUGAGGUUGUGACGAAGCUGAUUGUUUACACUGGAAUCGGCUUGGUAGCUGUCGAUUUCGUACCCAUCAUGUUUGAAUUUAUUGGCCUAGGAGCCGCACAUCUCGCAUACAGCUGA